This is a messenger RNA of Aethalodelphis obliquidens (Pacific white-sided dolphin), 1340 nucleotides long. It is a transcript of the gene LTO1, whose product is annotated as LTO1 maturation factor of ABCE1. The coding region runs from base 80 to 493 and encodes 137 amino acids. The record is from RefSeq and is a predicted model, not a curated record. The transcript has 6 exons. NCBI's taxonomy places the organism in Eukaryota, Metazoa, Chordata, Mammalia, Artiodactyla, Delphinidae.
CUAGGCUCGUGGGUCUGCGGCCGCAGCGCUUGGCACCGGAGCCCGAGGGGCGGGGGUUGGGGGCGGGCCAGCUGCCGCCAUGGCCGGGAGUCAGGACAUGUUCGACGCCGUCGUGAUGGCGGAUGAUAGGUUUCACGGGGAAGGUUAUCAGGAAGGCUACGAAGAAGGAAGUAGUUUGGGUAUGAUUGAAGGAAGACGGUAUGGCACGUUACAUGGAGCUAAAAUCGGAUCUGAGAUCGGGUGCUACCAAGGUUUUGCUCUUGCCUGGAGAUGUCUCCUGCACGGCUGCAGCACUGAGAAAGACAGCAAAAAGAUGAAGGUCUUAGAAUCGCUGCUUGGAAUGAUUCAGAAAUUCCCUUAUGAUGACCCUACUUAUGAUAAACUUCAUGAAGACCUAGACAGAAUUAGAGGGAAGUUUAAGCAGCUUUGUUCAUUACUAAACGUCCAGCCCGACUUUAAAAUUAGUGCAGAAGGUUCCGGACUUUCAUUUUGAGGAUGACAGACGCACAAAGACGAAACAUCAGGGAACAGAUCCUCUCCCAUGCCAGGUGUCAGCCAGAGCAGCCGGCAGCCACUUCCUUUCCCCCGUCCCGCGGGGCCGAGCUGCCUCAUCCGUCAUCUUCAGGGGCCCUGGACACCGGACUUGACCUGUGCCAGCCUGGCUCCUUCUUGGAGGAUGAGACCCAGUUUCCAGGACCCCUUGGUCACCCAAGACAGGUGUUCUGGAUUACAGUACAGACAGAGCCCCUGUUCGCGUCACAACCACUCUGUCCCUGUGAUGCCACCUCCAGCGAUGGGGCCCGGGGAGCUUGCUCUUCUGGCUGAUGAGACGGUGGAGGACACCCGAGGGCUUCUGGGAAAGGUCACAUCACUCUUGAGAGAGAUGGUAUCUCUUUUGGAAGUUGUCCUGUGGGGAUGCGACACCUGGAAUUAUGACAGGCAGCUUGCAAGCAGCUGUGGAUGAAGCCAGACCUGGGCAUGGCAGAGCCCAGCCAGCGAGGACCCAGCCCGAGGACAUUGCCGAGCAGCUGUGCUGACUGACCCCCGAGAGGCGCUGUGCUUGCCAGCCUCGGUUAUAGGAGCUGAUGAAUGCCCUAGUUCAAGGCCACUUUGGUAGGGCUUCCAUUGUUUGCAGGCAAAGGUAUCCUGCUUGCCCUGUCCCCCAGCCCAUCCCAUCCCAUCCCUUCCUGUCCACCUGCACCUGGUCCUGGUGGAUAGUAACCUUGUUGGGUCUCCCCCUUUCCGGGGCUCGUAGAGUUCCCACCGCUCUGGCCUGCUUGCUCUUCCCUGUCGGAAACUCCCAGCAUACUUUGUGCCACAUUAUUAGUCAGCUGGGGCUG